UGAUUCCUAAAAUGAUCUUCCAUUCUUCACAAACCCAAUCUCUUCUCUCCUCUUCUUUGCCUUAAUUCAAGAAUCUUCUCCCGCCACCCAACCGCCGCUGUAUGAUCUUUUUGGUGGCGGCGAUUACCCCAUCUAUUUGAUAGUUUUAUUGAUAUGGGUUGCGGUAGCUCAAGGCUAGGAGGUGGUGCGGCGGCGAGAGCGGGUGAGGGCGGCGUUGUGCCACUUCCGGAGGGAAUACGUCCGCUUCUCAGGAGGAGAUUAGAGGAGAUGAAGAAACGGAGCCAUGCAAGCGUCUUGAAAGGAAACCAGACGCAGUCGACGAAGGAGCUUCUAAGGCACGGCUCCUCUGAGGACGGAGAGGAGGCGGAGGAGAACGACGACAGCUUGAAGCUGUCGGCUAAGGUGGCUCCUGCGCCUGAUCAUCACGUGGAAGAUAAGAAAGAAGUUAUUUAUGAGAAGAUCUCUUCGAUAAAAAAUGUUAAAGAGGGGGAAAAGGUUGUGAAGAAACAAGAUGAGAAAAUUGAUGAUGUCAUCUCUAUUAAGAAAGAAGGAAAUGAUGAGGACAUCAUUGUUAAGAAGCAAGGAGAUGAUGGUCUUGAUCAUGAUGAUCAUGAUGAAGGGAGGAUGAGUAAUUUUGAUGAGAGGAUGAUAUGUCCUGGAUCUCCAAGCUUUAGGGUUUAUUGCAUUAAUGUUACUUCUUCUGAUGAUGACGAUGAUGAUGAUGAUGAUAAAGAAAAAGAUGGUGAAGACAAGAGAAAGUCGAUGGAAACCCAAAGUGUCAUCAUAGAGCCAAAAGAGGUAGAGCCAAAAGAGAUUACGACACAGGAAAAUGAAAGCAUUGUCAAAAAGGAGAAAAAAGAAAGAAAAGGAAAGAGAUUCGGAAUGGCAUUGCCAAGGAAGUAUUUAGCAAAUGUAACUGCACCGUGCUAUGCUGGUGCUGGUAGAGGAUGCAUGGGCAACAACACUGAUCAUUCUCGUGUGGUGCAAGAAAAAUCAAGCCAGUGAUCAAACGUACAAAAUAUGUUUGCCAUCUUUGUUGAAGGACGAACGGUGUGUGGUGUAAACGUACGGGGCGAUGAAUAAUCAAAAAGCACCCAACCAUGGAAACUACUAUAAGCUUUUAAUUAGACGUUUGUUUUGUGUUAAGAUACUCUUGUUUCAGAAUUUGUACAACCUCUUGUUCGUCUUUGCUUUCUCUGAGGAUAAAUUAGUGUUUGACGAAUUUUACUGUUUUUUUUUUUAAUUUCGCGUGAAAAGAUGUAACUAGUUG
Messenger RNA from Brassica oleracea var. oleracea, 1270 nucleotides. RefSeq lists its product as uncharacterized. The transcript is spliced from 3 exons. NCBI's taxonomy places the organism in Eukaryota, Viridiplantae, Streptophyta, Magnoliopsida, Brassicales, Brassicaceae. The record is from RefSeq and is a predicted model, not a curated record. The coding region runs from base 154 to 1005 and encodes 283 amino acids.